CCUGGGUGGAACGCUCGGAGGUGAAUACCGCUGCAUCUGACACCGCCGAAAGCAGCGAGAAAACACCCAAGCCUGCCGGCAUGUCCACCUCCUUGCGGGUGAGCCCGUCCGUCCACGGCUACCGCUUCGACACGGCCUUGCGCAAGAAAGCGGCGGCCAACAUCUUCGAAAGCCUGGAUCAAGAGGCCCUGGAGAAGCUCUUCAAAAACUCGGGCGAUCGAAAAGCAGAAGAAAGGGCCAAGAUCAUUCUGGCCACUGACCAGGACCUGGAAGAGAAAGCCCGGUCCCUCAUGGCUUUGAAGCAGAGGACGAGAGAGAAACUCUUCCAGUUCCUCAAGUUUGGCAAACACUCCAUCAAAGUCCACUGAAGAACGAUCAAAGGGCAGAAUGGGAUGAAAACAACGCGACUCUCCGGCCAAUCUCAUCAUUUUUUUUGCACAAGGUUCUUCCCGUCUGCUGCCAGGCAUUGAGCCCAGCAGGGCGAGGGACGCUGGGAGACGCCGGCCGUGGCUGUUCAGUCCCAUUUUUGCACCCUUCAAAGCUGACAGCGAUAUACACUUCCUCUCUGGACUCGGACUUGCAGAACUGUCCAGAGCGAGAGAGCCAAGGCCGUUGGCCACCGAGUCCGAAAAGCAUCAGUCCCUGAGGCGCAGGGAUGGUAGAGGGGAAAAGCCACACGAUCAGAUGCAGCAUUUCCCAGCCAACUUGGGCCAAGAAGAGGCCAAACCGUUUUCUUCUUCUUCUAAACUGAACUUUCUGACUGUCUGACAACAUUUCCUGACGUUUGCUUAUUGAAUGUGUAAAGCCUUCUGUAAGCCUCCCUCUUGUCUGCUGGGAUGAAAAGGAUUAGGAGGUGAUCAUUUGCAUUUGUUGAAUAUGCACCAGGAGAAACGCCUGCCGCCCGGGAGUUUCAGGCAGCGGACUUUCUGUCGGGACAUUGUGAAGCAACCCUGUGGCUUUUCCGGUGCUAAAACUAAUUGCACAAAAGUUUGGUGGUUAUUUUUUUUAAAAAAAUAACUUUCUUCCUGAAUUGAAUGAACUGUGAACGUCUCUUUGGGACACUGAAUUCUCUUUACAUCAAAGUGCCAUUUUACUUUAAUUUUUUUUUUUUUUUUUUUUUUGCCACAGUUACAAUUCUUGUAGUGAAUUUAACAGGCAAAAAGCUAUGUCGAUGUUUUAUGAUGCUGCUGUAGUGAUGCUGGCAUUAAAUUAUUGCAUAUGCUAACCUGUGGAGCAAAUAAAUUAUAAUGUUGAUACAAUU
This is a messenger RNA of Elgaria multicarinata webbii, 1261 nucleotides long. It is a transcript of the gene TCIM, whose product is annotated as transcriptional and immune response regulator. Lineage: Eukaryota; Metazoa; Chordata; Lepidosauria; Squamata; Anguidae. Gene Ontology annotation, biological process: endothelial cell activation involved in immune response; negative regulation of Notch signaling pathway. The transcript has a single exon. The coding region runs from base 81 to 368 and encodes 95 amino acids. Gene Ontology annotation, molecular function: Notch binding. The record is from RefSeq and is a predicted model, not a curated record. Gene Ontology annotation, cellular component: nucleus; cytosol.